AUGACAGUUGGCUGUCAGACAUACAAUGAUUGUUUAGAAGAGGAGAAGAUUGAUCCGGAGUACCGUGAUAGUAUUUUAAAAACUAUGAAAGCGGGAAUACUUAAUGGUAAACUAGUUAGAUUAUGUGACGUGCCAAGGGGUGUAGAUGUAGAAAUUGAAACAACUGGUCUAACCGAUUCAGAAGGAGAAAGUGAAUCAAAAGAAGAAGAGUGA
Dictyostelium discoideum AX4 is the source of this 213-nucleotide messenger RNA. RefSeq lists its product as hypothetical. Bases 1 to 213 code for a protein of 70 amino acids. The record is from RefSeq and is a predicted model, not a curated record. The transcript has a single exon. Lineage: Eukaryota; Evosea; Eumycetozoa; Dictyosteliales; Dictyosteliaceae.